GCCAGGGCAACGCAGGACACUCUCUCACGACUCUGACCAGAAGGCCCCCGAUAGAUGAGAGGCAGAGCCAUCUCCGUUAGCUCUGGAGUAACUAUCCCUAGGUUUCUAGCCGGACCAUUUGGAAUGGCCAUCAGUCCAGGAAGUGAUGCAGCUUUCUCCAGUCAGAAAUCAACACUUUCAGAGAGUCCUCGAUCAAAGAAAUUUCCACUAACUGAAGAGGAGAUAUUUUAUAUGAAUUGUAGAGCUGCCUACUUAACUGUUUUCAAAAGCAGCUUAGAUAACAUUAUUUCUAAAGAUCAACUUUGCUUAGCUCUUCAGCAUGCAGGAAGAAAUCCAUCCCAAAAGACCAUUAAUAAGUAUUGGACUCCUCAAACUGCCAAACUGAAUUUUGAUGAUUUUUGUUUAAUUUUAAGAAAGGAAAAACCUACUUCAAAAGCAGAAUUACUAAAAUCAUUUAAGCAAUUAGAUGUAAAUGAUGAUGGCUCUAUUUUACACACUGAUCUUUAUAAACUUCUAACAAAGAGAGGUGAGAAAAUGACUCGAGAAGAGGUAAAUGCCAUAAUAAAUUUGGCUGACGUAAAUGCUGAUGGCAAAUUUGACUACAUCAAGUUUUGUAAAUUAUAUAUGACAACCAAUGAACAAUGUCUCAAAACUACGCUAGAAAAAUUGGAGGUUGACAGUAAACUGAGGCGUCAACAGUUUGGAAGCCACAUGGAAGGGUCCCCUGAAAGGGACCCAUCACCAGUACCAAAACCCUCACCCAGAAUCAUAAGAAAAACUGAUCAGGAAUCAUUCUCAAAUAAAGGAGACACGAGGAGUUCUUUACUGACAACAACUAGAGAGUUCAGAACAUCUGUUUCUUUCACAAUUACCAUGGGCGCUAAUAGUAACCAAAACUCAAAGUUAACUGAGCCAAACUCAAUAAAGGAGUGGCAAUGUGUACAAUCAAAAGGUUGCUUUUUCUUAGAAGAAGAUGGUGAAAUCAUUAGUCAUCAAUAUAGGAUGCAAAUAGCUCAGAGAUCCCUGGUUUAUCUAACAAUUAAGCCAUUAAACCUGAGUCAAGCUGAAGGAAAACCAUCCCCUUGGUUAUCAGUUGAUACUGCCUUGUAUAUUCUUAAGGAAAAUGAGAGUCAAGCAAAUCUACAGCUCAUGUGUUUUACUGAACUACGAAAUAGAGAGAUGUUUGGGUGGACUGGUGAACUAGGACCUGGAAUUUACUGGUUAAUUCCUUCCACAACUGGCUGCAGGCUAAAGAAAGAAAGAAAACCAAUAACAGAAGAAGCCCAACUUGUAUAUAGAGAUGAAACAGGGGAAUUAUUUCUCACAAAGGAAUUUAGGUCAACUUUAUCAGAUAUAUUUGAAGUGAUUGAUUUAGAUGGAAAUGGUCUUCUCAGCCUUGAAGAAUAUAAUUUUUUUGAACUGAGAACAAGUGGUGAGAAAUGUGAUGAAGAUGCUUGGGCUGUCUGCAGAGAGAACUUCGAUACAAAGAAGAAUGAACUAACAAGACAGGGCUUUAUGAAUCUGAAUCUAAUGGAAGCCAGUGAUGGAGAAGGAGAUCCUUGUGACCUUUGGGUAACUCUGCACUCAAUGGGCUACAAUAAAGCUCUGGAACUGACAGAGGCAUGCCCAUUUGUCAUCGAUAUCUAUGCAGACAAAUGCAAGCCAAGAAUUAAAACUGUCCAUAUGGAGGCAUGCAGUGGGCAACUUGAGAAGGCCAUUUGUAAAUCUGUUCUUAACAAAGGCGAUGCCAAAGUAAUGGAUGGCUAUGAAAAUAUAAUUGUACAUACUUAUAAGUGUGACACCUGGAUAACAUCAGUUAUUGAAAACAAGUCAGAUAAUAAAGUGAUUAUUCACAUCAACAACGAGCUGAGUAAAAACUGUGUAAACAACAGAGGACUUGACAUAUUUGCAGUAGAAGUGGCACCAAAAUCUACAAUGGUAAUGCAUUGUUUUCUAAUUAAAGCCUUUUGUUUUAUCAAUUUAAAAAAAAUAUUUUUGCUAUUAAUGUUAUGGAUAAAUAUGUAGAUAAAUAUAAAUAAAGUAGAAAAUUAUUUUAAGUAUGAUAUUUGUAUUAGUACCAUCCUAUACUAUGAGAUAGGAGACUGGUUCUAAUCCAGUUCUCACUAUUUGGUUCAGUGAUUAUGGGACAUUCACUUAACUUCUCUGUUUCAGUCUCUUUUUUGUUUGUUUCAGUCUCUUUAAGUGUAAAAUUAAUGUAAUGUCACCAGUUUUAGGUACUUCACAAAAUUAAUGUAAAGAUAAAAAUAUAAUGAUAUAUGUGAAAGCACUAUUGAAUAUUUUAUAGAAAUACAAAGUAGUAUUAAUAGUAAUAGGACUUUUGAUAACUCAAAAUAUUUUUAUCUACAUUAUUAAGAUUUUCUGAGGUAACCUAAAAGAAAAAAUGCCUGUGAGUUUCAGAUAACCAACUAAGUCAAGAGCUAGAAUAGCUGAAGUUAUGGUGUUAGCAGAACUCUGGGUUUCUGAUUUAGCCAGGAGUUCAAAGGCAGGGAGAGAUCAGUAGACCCUGAAACUAGUUUAGUUAAGGGAAAAAGGAAAAAACUUUCUAUUCUUUCCCUUUUUUUCUCCAUACUGUCAGUGAAAUCCUAAAACAUGCUAAAACAGGAUAAGAAGAGUUUAUCUUUUCUGUUAUCCCAAUCAUGGUUUUUUUUUUUAAUGUUCUAGGCUUAGUGAGGAAAGAAUAUUUCCUUCCCUUUCUACCACUCCUCUUUACCCACAUUCACAAAUACCAACUACCAAAUACUAUAUUACGUAGAAUUUAGGCUGGAUUAUCCUGUUAGACAUCAGAUCGUAGAUUGCAGGUCCCUGCUAAGCACAAAUAUUAAAGAAUUUUAUCUGCACAGUGGUAUUUUUUACAUAGGUUCUAGAAAUGUUGUCCUAUUGAAAAAUUAGCCCCAAAUUACAGUAUAUAAAAGGAAGGUAAAGGCUUUCUAUUUUUAUAUGCAGGUUUGUCAACAUGUAAUGCCUCUGAAUGAACGACAAGAAUGGAUAUAUUAUUGUGUGUAUUCCCUUAUAUCUUAAACGCUGUUUGUAGGAAAUAAUUUUGCUUGAGACUAUCAAACUGAGAAGAAUUAUUUCAAGUUUAGUCUAUUAUUUGUUGAUCAACAAAAUGCUAAUCAAUUUAACUGAUGUACAUAAUAAUCUAUUUAAUUUGUAUGCAUUUACAUUUCAUGUCCAUAUUAUAUACU
Delphinapterus leucas (beluga whale) is the source of this 3206-nucleotide messenger RNA. The record is from RefSeq and is a predicted model, not a curated record. Lineage: Eukaryota; Metazoa; Chordata; Mammalia; Artiodactyla; Monodontidae.